Molecule: messenger RNA, 2885 nt
Organism: Geodia barretti
Lineage: Eukaryota; Metazoa; Porifera; Demospongiae; Tetractinellida; Geodiidae
Source: the annotation of a GenBank genome assembly
CUUCUCCUCUCCCCUUCAUACCCGCGUAUCAGCACAUAGGUUAUAGCACACACUAAACCAGCAGUAUUCGGACCAACAAGCAGUGCAACUGUGGGGAAAGAGAUCCAACUGGGAAUGUAUCCAGAGUCCCUUGGCCCCAUGAUAUUCACCUUCACUGGAGCUGGCAAUGUUUCCCAGGGAGCUCAGGGGGUGUUCAAGGAGCUGCCGCAUGAGUACGUCUCACCUCUUGACCUCCAGAAUGUCGUGGAAACUGGAGAUUGCCACAAGGUGUAUGCCACCGUGGUGGACAAGGCUGACCACCUCUACCGACUGGCAGGUGGGGACUAUGACGAUGAGGAGUUCGAGAAAUUCCCUGACAGAUACGACUCAAUAUUUGCCGACAAAAUAGCACCGUACACGACGUGUCUGGUCAACGGAGUGUUCUGGGCCCCCAACACGCCUCGUCUCCUCUCCAUAGCCCAAUCCUCCUCCCUUCACCCCGUCCACAUGGACACCUCAGUCCUGAAGCUCCAGGGUGUCCCCGCCCUGCCUCAGAGACUCCUGGCUGUGGCUGACAUAUCAUGUGACCUCCAUGGUUCACUAGAGUUCAUGUCCACGGUGACUACCAUUGACAAUCCCUUCACCAUGUACAAUGUACACACCGACUCCACCUCCCACGACAUCUCGGGGAACGGUAUACUGCUCAUGUCCAUCGACAAUCUUCCAGCUCAGCUACCCAGAGAGGCCACGGACUACUUUGGCAACAGACUCUUCCCAUUCAUCUCUGAAAUGGUAUGCACACUCACAAUCUUUGUGUCCUUGAAAAAAGUACCGUAUGUGUAAAUGUCAAUGAACAAAUUUUUCAGCCAACUACAAGAAGCAUAAGCAGUGUUCAUAUUUGCUCAACAUCAUGACGUGUUAAAUUUCUACUUUAGCUGAGACUGGAUGGUAGAAAGAGACUGUAUGACUAUGAAGACAUUUCGACCUCAGUGAAAGAUGUAAGCAGCUAGCAUAGCCAGGUGUAGAGUAUGCAUUGCUCAAACCUUUGUUGCACCACUGUCUUCAGGCUGUCAUUGCAUAUAAUGGAGAACUGACAGAGAGGUACAAGUACAUCGAAGAGCUCAGAUCUACAAAGUAGACCAGACCUUCAUCUAUAUUGUAUAUACACUAUAUCAGGCAGACAUUAUUGUGUGUCACUCCAUGUGGCUGUGGAUAUUUUUAUUGCACCACAAGUAGAGAUUAAAUUUCAUAGAGUAGAGAUCUACGAGCUCAGAUCUAUAUACCCCAUCACUUGUGUGUGUUGUUGCAUUUGACAUUUCUAUUGCAGCGAUCACAUCAUUAAUUUCCUUGUAAGACAUCCACUAUGAAUGAGAGUUACAGUAUAUAAUAGACACUAGAAAUGGAACACUUUAAUGGUAAAGAAAAUUGCAUACAGUCUACUGCAGUUGCCAGACAGCAGCUCCAGGACCGGGAGAAGUUGCAAACAGAGCGCGAGAUACUACGUCCUCCGAGACCGUAUCACCGUAGAACCCGUCCCUCACUCCUGCCAGGAACGUCUCGAGGUCCCGAGAACGGACCAGGGACACUACGCACCCUCCCCAGCCUGCCCCAGUGAGUCGAGACCCCAGAGCCCCACUCGACUUGCAGACGGCUACGAGAGAGUCCAACUCCUCACAGCUACACUCGUACAACUUACUGCAGCUUGCGUGGCUCUCGUCCAUCAGUUCCCCAAGCCUAACAGCAGUAGCGUCUACUGUAGUGCAUUCGCCAUUGCCUGUAGCAUCAGACAGUGCAUCGGUGUGGCUUUUGUUUGCAAUGUCUCUAAACUUGUAGACGCGGUCUGCUUCUUCGAAGACAUGAAGUGCUCGUUUGUGCAGUUCGAAGCUCUGCAAGUCUUGGGUCAUGUUGUUGAGAUACUCAGACUUCAGUUGGUCGUCGGUUAUUUCGAGAUGUGAGCAGAUCUCCUCCCGAGUGUAGGCCUCCCUGUGGAGGCAGGAAGAGACCACCCCUGUCAUUUGUUCUAACGAGAGACCUAGAGCCGUUUGUAGUUGCAGAAGCUUGCGAGUGUUUUUCCAAUCGAGGCUCUUGGUCUUUGCGACCACCAUCGCUCCGAGACGGCACUCUACGACUCUCACGUUAAAAGAGGCAAACGCCACUUUGUUUGCCUGGAUGAGGGUGUUUGAAAUGACAAAGACCGUGUCACAGGGUAGGUCGACUUCGGCGGGUCGAAUCGGGUUAAAUUCUAUGAGCAUGGCCUUGUUGCGCUCGCCAAGGAAAGAGAUUGCCUGGUCCAUCCCCCCACCCUCAGUGCCAAUGUAUCGCUCGCAUUUGGCGCAGAGCUCAGCCAGCUCUUGCCUAGUGGGCAUAACUAUUCCGUUAGCGUAUGCAGUAGCGAGGGCUGCGCAGCAGACCAGAGCCGACGAACUGGACAGCCCUGCACUGGGCGGUACGUUACCGUCCACCACCACGUCCAUGCCUACAGGUUCUUGCACACCCAAGUCGUACACGACGCCCUUAUAUCCGCAGAAAAAGUAGUUGUACCACUCGUGACCCUCAAUAGAGGUGGACUCGAGAGUUGAACGCGAGUGCUGCGAAUAUGUCUCGAGGGUGUUAGAGAGUUGUAGGAGGUUCUCGUCACUGCGGCCGCACGCCAUUGCAACGUCUUGUUCCACGGCCAUAGGCAGGACAGCAUAGCCCGAGUAGUCGAUGUGUUCUCCUAUGAUGUUGACUCGACCCGGUGCUCGGGCUAGAAAGUCAGGCUUACGGCCGUGCCGCUCUUCAAACUUGACCACCAGACGAUCAUAUCGCUGCUUGUUUUGCUUACUUCCCUGUGAGAAGUCGUCCAUGGACUGAAACACGGUGGGAGAGGCGCCUUGCAGACGAACUUUCUUCGCCGGGUUUUCUUU